Molecule: messenger RNA, 675 nt
Organism: Conger conger (European conger)
Lineage: Eukaryota; Metazoa; Chordata; Actinopteri; Anguilliformes; Congridae
Product: ubiquitin-ribosomal protein eS31 fusion protein
Exons: 6
Coding region: 90-560 (156 amino acids)
Biological process (GO): translation; protein ubiquitination; modification-dependent protein catabolic process
Cellular component (GO): ribosome; cytoplasm; nucleus
Molecular function (GO): structural constituent of ribosome; ubiquitin protein ligase binding; protein tag activity
Source: RefSeq, a predicted model, not a curated record
UCCGCGCCCUGCGCUCCCGUGCUGCAGGGAAAAGGCCCCCUCUUUCUGAUCCGCAUGUCGCGAAGGGCCGUGGUGGCUCCGGUUCCAAAAUGCAGAUAUUCGUGAAAACGCUCACGGGGAAGACUAUAACCCUAGAGGUUGAGCCUUCGGAUACGAUAGAAAAUGUCAAGGCUAAGAUCCAGGACAAAGAAGGAAUCCCACCUGAUCAGCAGAGGCUGAUCUUUGCGGGGAAACAGCUGGAAGAUGGACGCACCCUGUCUGACUACAACAUCCAGAAGGAGUCCACGCUACACCUGGUGCUGAGGCUGCGCGGUGGGGCGAAGAAGAGGAAGAAGAAGUCCUACACCACGCCCAAGAAGAACAAACACAAGAGGAAGAAGGUCAAGCUGGCCGUGCUCAAGUACUACAAGGUGGAUGACAAUGGGAAGAUCCACCGGCUGAGGCGGGAGUGCCCAGCGGAUGAGUGUGGUGCCGGCGUGUUCAUGGCCAGCCAUUUUGACAGACAGUACUGCGGGAAGUGCUGCCUCACGUACUGCCUGAACAAGCCUGAGGACAAAUGAGCCAACAGGACCCCGCCCCGCCCCGCCCCCGGAUCUCCAGCAGCCCUGCACUUUAUGCUGUAAAACCAGAGUGAAAUAAAGGGUGUGGCUGCCUGGCUGCUACCUGCUCCAAAUA